Messenger RNA from Wasmannia auropunctata (little fire ant), 855 nucleotides. Its product is annotated as lipoyltransferase 1, mitochondrial-like. Lineage: Eukaryota; Metazoa; Arthropoda; Insecta; Hymenoptera; Formicidae. Gene Ontology annotation, biological process: protein lipoylation. The transcript has a single exon. Gene Ontology annotation, cellular component: cytoplasm; mitochondrion. The record is from RefSeq and is a predicted model, not a curated record. The coding region runs from base 287 to 817 and encodes 176 amino acids. Gene Ontology annotation, molecular function: lipoyltransferase activity.
GGCCGCUCUCUUGAGUAAGAUCGACCAUCUGAUCCAAGGCUGAUCUCGCACGAGGUGACAUUUCGGGAGCCUCGCGGUGCACAUUAGAUCCUGAAAUAUAUAUAUACAUAUAUAUAUACAUACAUAUAUGUCAUACAUAUAUACACGCGCGUGACUUCGCGUCGCGGUGACGUGGAUCCGUAAAACGGAUCGAGUAGUCUGCGAAGUCCGACCGCUCGCAACCGACGCAUAUAAUACCCAGGGACCAGGGUAUUCCGCAAUCGCCUAUCUUCACACGCCACACGCAAUGUCCCUGUCCGCUAGACUGCUCGCCGCUGUCAGGCGCUGCGCGUCGCUCGACGGUGCCCGGCACCAGGUGGUCGCCAGGUGCGCGUCGACGUGCGGCGCGCGCCGCGACAGCGACAGCACCAUCAAGAAGUCAGUAUUCAUAUCGCAAUCCACGAAUGUGUUCGUCAACCUGGCGCUGGAGCACUGGCUGUAUCGCAACUUCGACUUCUCCAAGCAUCACGUGCUGCUCCUCUGGCGGAACGACCCCUGCGUGGUCUUCGGCCGCCAUCAGAAUCCCUGGCACGAGUGCAACGUUCACGCGGCCGAGAAGGCGGACAUUGCGCUGGCGCGCCGAAACAGCGGCGGCGGUACCGUUUACCACGACAACGGCAAUCUCAACCUGACGUUCUUCACUCCGCGUGAGCGGUACAAUCGGAAGUACAAUCUCAACAUCAUCACGAACGCCUUGUUUCGCCAGUGGGGCCUGAAGAGCGUGAUCAACGAACGCGAUGACAUUCUGAUCAAUGGAGACUGCAAGGUACUUUUUUAAUGCAACGUAUUUACACAAAAAGAAAAAUUUAUUUCACU